Molecule: messenger RNA, 1994 nt
Organism: Linum tenue
Lineage: Eukaryota; Viridiplantae; Streptophyta; Magnoliopsida; Malpighiales; Linaceae
Source: the annotation of a GenBank genome assembly
GUGGGCAUAAGUACCCUGCCCUUAGAUUAAACUCUACCUCCGAUUCUCUCUCAGCAUAUCGUAACAUAUUUGUUUAAUUUUGCCGAAAGCUAUAUCCUUUCCUUUCCUUUUCAUCAUUUCUUCACCGUCCAUACCUCUUCGGAAAGAGCAAAAUAACUUGCAAGCCCAGAAGUAAGCAACCCUUUGAACAAGCGCAGCGGAAAAGAAAGAAGCAACCAUGUCUUCCCCAAGCAAACGCCGAGAGAUGGAUUUGAUGAAACUGAUGAUGAGUGAUUACAAGGUGGAGAUGAUCAAUGAUGGCGUGCAAGAGUUCUAUGUGGAGUUCCAUGGACCAAAAGACAGUACAAUCUUCACUACCCUCUUUAACCCUUUCCCCUAUUCCCUGCUGUUUUGAUCUCUUAAUAUGCUUUGUUAAUUUGUCCCGAGGUGAUGAUUUGUCUGGGUUCUUUUCCUUCUUCCCGUAGUUGAUUGAUUUCGCAGCUGUGUUGACCUUAUUUAGAUGGGUUUAGUGAUAGAUUCGUCGUUGGAGAUUGCUAUAGAUAACUGAGUCGCUGUUUUUCCUUUUGGUUAGUCAGCUGGCACUAGGGUAGUUGCCAUUUUGAUUGUAGUAUAAGUAGGUGCUGAUGUUUUCGUGGAUUUAGUCCAGUUCUCGAGUUCUUGUUCGAGGUGCAGUUUAGUUGUUCUAUGAUUUCCUCAACAAAAACUAAUGACUUGGGGAUUCUUUACUGGAUAGAGAAGAUGGGUUCUUUUUGUUUCUUCAUCUUUCUUUUUUAAUGUUUGCUUUUUGGAAUAUGGUAGGUCCCUAUCAAGGAGGAAUGUGGAAGAUUAGAGUGGAAUUACCAGAUGCUUAUCCUUAUAAGUCUCCAUCUAUCGGAUUCAUUAACAAGAUCUACCACCCAAACGUGGAUGAAAUGUCUGGUUCAGUUUGCUUGGAUGUUAUCAAUCAAACUUGGAGCCCUAUGUUUGAUCUGGUGAAUGUAUUCGAGGUGUUUCUCCCUCAGCUUCUUUUGUAUCCCAAUCCAUCAGAUCCUUUGAAUGGAGAAGCUGCUGCUUUGAUGAUGCGUGAUCGCUCUACUUAUGAUCUCAGAGUGAAAGGUAGCCCGUCUAUUAAGUUUUUCUGCAUGCCUUGUCGUUUGAUCCCGAGAUUGAUGUUUGGUUGAAUGCUUCCAAAUUUCACUUUCUCAUGUAACACGUGCUGAUACAACAAAUAGUUUCGAAUUUGAGAUGCAAGUUUGAUAAAUACAGCAACUCACCUUCUUCCUUCGCUUUUAGAGGCUUGGGAUCUGUUUAGUCCAAACUAGGUAACCAAGUUGCCAGUCGACUUCUCAGUAUUUAGAUUAGGAACUCAGUCUUCCUGUAGCUAAAGUGUGCACAGCAGCAGCAUCUCUCAAUUCUGCAUCUCGUGUAUCAGCAUGAUUUUUCUAUUUCCAAGUGGCUUACUCAUGACAUUUGCUCACAUAAGUCAUUGAUUGCUGCUACCUUCUCCAGUAGAGUACUGUGAAAAGUAUGCAAAGCCAGAGGAUGCUGGGGCGAAACCGGAAGAGAAAUCGUCGAGCGAUGAGGAGCUGAGUGAAGAUGAGUAUGGUUCCGAGGACGAGCAAGUUGCAGGGAAAGCUGAUCCUUGAUUGUAUACUUGUAGCUGGUGCCCUGCUCUUUACUAAUUGUCUGCAAUCCUGUACAUGAUGACUUUAAAUGUUGUUGAAAGAUUGAAAUGAAAUCCCAAAGAAAAGAUCGGGAGAAGAAGAGAAAAGCUGAAGGGAUGAAGGGGAAAAUUUUCUCUACCCCUUACAGUCAUGAACUUUGGACCCUUUUGUGUAUAUUGUUUCAACUCUGUGGGAUUUAUGUUUCGUAUUCAUUUACUACUCUUUGCUCAUUUGCUUUGUUUUAUUAAUGCAUUUCAUGAUUUUCUAUGGUUUUUUUUUCUUUUGCUUUGAAGAUGGUAUAUUGGUGUUCUCUGAUUUCCACUCUUAUUUCUCAAAGAAAACAGAUAUUGG